Messenger RNA from Monascus purpureus, 1948 nucleotides. The record is from the annotation of a GenBank genome assembly. Lineage: Eukaryota; Fungi; Ascomycota; Eurotiomycetes; Eurotiales; Aspergillaceae.
AACCUCUUCUUUCUCCUCUCUUCUUCCUCUCCCUCCUCUCCUACCCAAUCGUCUCUCCCUUCUCCCCUCUCCCCCCAUCCCUGCUCUUCAACACCAUCAAGAUGUUCAAGAGCGGUCUCGCCCGGUCCCUCGGGAGGGCUGCUUUCGCUCGACCUUCCCUCGCUCGCCGCAGCCUUGUGCCCUCUUUGGGAGCCAGAUUCGCCAGCUCUUCCACCGCUGGUGUUGGCAAGAUCCACCAGGUCAUCGGUGCCGUCGUCGAUGUCAAAUUCGAUGGUGAAAAGCUCCCUGCCAUUCUGAACGCCGUUGAGACACAGAACGGUGGACAGAAGCUCGUCCUGGAGGUUGCUCAACAUCUGGGUGAGAAUGUCGUCCGCACAAUUGCUAUGGACGGUACCGAGGGUUUGACCCGUGGUGCUGUCUGCCACGACACUGGUGCCCCCAUCCAGGUCCCCGUCGGCCCUGGUACCCUUGGCCGUAUCCUUAACGUCACUGGUGACCCCAUUGACGAGCGUGGCCCUGUCAAGGCUACCAAGCUCGCACCUAUCCACGCCGACCCCCCUGCCUACGUCGACCAGUCCACCGAGGCCGAGAUUCUCGUCACCGGUAUCAAGGUCGUCGACCUGCUCGCCCCCUAUGCCCGUGGUGGUAAGAUCGGUCUCUUCGGUGGUGCCGGUGUCGGAAAGACUGUGUUCAUCCAAGAAUUGAUUAACAACGUUGCCAAGGCUCACGGUGGUUACUCUGUCUUCACUGGUGUCGGAGAGCGUACUCGUGAGGGUAACGAUCUUUACCACGAAAUGCAGGAGACCGGUGUCAUUCAGCUCGAUGGUGACUCCAAGGUCGCUCUGGUCUUCGGUCAGAUGAACGAGCCUCCGGGUGCUCGUGCCCGUGUCGCCCUUACUGGUCUGACCAUUGCCGAGUACUUCCGUGACGAGGAGGGUCAGGACGUGCUGCUCUUCAUUGACAACAUCUUCCGUUUCACCCAGGCCGGUUCUGAGGUGUCUGCCCUUCUGGGUCGUAUCCCCUCUGCCGUCGGUUACCAGCCCACUCUGGCCGUCGACAUGGGUGUCAUGCAGGAGCGUAUCACCACCACCACCAAGGGUUCUAUCACCUCCGUCCAGGCCGUCUACGUGCCCGCUGACGACUUGACUGACCCUGCCCCCGCUACCACCUUCGCUCACUUGGACGCCACCACUGUCUUGUCCCGUGGUAUCUCUGAGUUGGGUAUCUACCCUGCUGUCGACCCUCUUGAUUCUAAGUCUCGUAUGCUCGACCCCCGUAUCGUCGGUGAGGACCACUACCAGACUGCUACCAAGGUCCAGAUGAUGCUCCAGGAGUACAAGUCCCUCCAGGAUAUCAUUGCCAUUCUCGGUAUGGACGAACUGUCUGAGGCCGACAAGCUCACUGUCGAGCGCGCUCGUAAGCUCCAGCGUUUCCUGAGCCAGCCUUUCGCUGUUGCCCAGGUUUUCACUGGUAUUGAGGGCAAGCUGGUUGACCUUAAGGACACCAUCCGCAGCUUCAAGGCCAUCAUUAACGGAGAGGGUGAUGACCUUCCUGAGGCUGCUUUCUACAUGGUUGGUGAUUUCGAGUCUGCCCGUGCCAAGGGUGAGAAGAUCUUGGCUGAGCUUGGCAAGUCCUCGUAAAUGUAAUAUUGUUUGUGGUUUUCCAGCGUCGCCUUUUCCUUGAUUGAGACUAGGGCCUUUUUCAUCCCUUUUUUUCUUCUUAUGGUUUCCGUUUUCUUUUAAACGCAUGUACAGUAUACUACGUUAUAAAAGAAAAGGGAUUUGUGAAAGGAAAGGCUUCUUGUCCAUUGUAAGAGAAAGGGUGUCUGGGGAACUGGGCUCUGAUUCGGAAAAAGGGAGACAACAAAUACCUAGUUCUGCUAUACUAUUUUAUUUAUCUGUACGUAUUGUAAGUAUCUUGAAUGACAUCCAACCAGCGUCAAUACUUG